Messenger RNA from Hydra vulgaris (swiftwater hydra), 2266 nucleotides. RefSeq lists its product as uncharacterized. The record is from RefSeq and is a predicted model, not a curated record. NCBI's taxonomy places the organism in Eukaryota, Metazoa, Cnidaria, Hydrozoa, Anthoathecata, Hydridae.
UUGACAUUUUUUUAGAAAUUCACUUUUUAUGUGUUUUGUGUUCUUCUAUGAUAGCUUCAUCAGUUUAUGUUAAAAAUAUGUUUAAAUUUUAUCAUCUUACUCAAAUAAAGCCACCUAAAAGUUUUCGAUUUUUUUUAAAAAGGCGAAUUUGCUUCAAAUACGCCCUUUUUAAAAAAAUCGCUCUCAGCUGAUUCGUAUAUUUAGGCGCAAUACGCAGAAAAUGUAAAUAGUUUUUCGUAUGUUGUUGUUGCUAUUAUAAGAUUUUUAAUGGACCUUGGUAUUCCAAGUCCUAGAAAAAAGAAAGAAAGUUAUCCUUGUCAGUACAAACAUAACAAAAUAAAACAAGCACGUUUAAUGGGACAGUCAUACAUAAAUUAUAAGGGAAAUGAAGUUCCACCAAAGUACCCUACGUUUACUUGCAGGUGCAAAAAAAAGUGUUUGGAGAACUUUGGAGAGGCUAACUGUGUGGAUAUCUUUUCCAAAUUUUAUGAUAUAAAAAGCAAAGAAAAACAAGAUUUUUAUAUUCAAGGAUUAAUAGAUGUCACUAAAGUUAAAAGAAGAGUGCCACAUCAAAAGGAUCUUGAAAACCUGAAGCAGCCAAGUAGCUUCUCCUAUCAUGUGAUUGUAGGCAAUGUACGCAUAGAGAUAUGUUUCAGUGCACUUUUAUCUGUCUUAAGUAUUAGUGAAAAAUGAUUAUGGAGAAUAAGGAACCUUAAGGUUAUUGGAAUAAACCCUUAAGAUAAAAGAGGUAGAGGUAUUACUAAUUGUCUUUCUCAGAAUGUUCAUGACAUUGUUAGUAAUCACAUAAGAUCAUUUCCACUCAAGGAAUCACAUUACUCAGGGAAAAAAGUAUAUUACCUCAAUGCAAGUUUAAAUGUAAAAACAAUGUGGCAACUUUUUUGUGAAAAAAAUCCAGAUUUAAAAGUGAGCAAGUCUUUUUACUGGAACCAUUUUAAAACUAAUUUUAACUUAUGGUUUGGGCGCCCACAAGUGGGUACUUGUUGCACAUGUGAAGAAUUGAAUCUUAGAUUAAAAUCACCGCAUCUCAAUAAUGUAGCUAAAAAAGCAGGGCAGACUGAUUUAGAUGUUCAUAACCACAGGAGUAAUAAAUUUUUCAAUGCUUUAAAACAUGAAACAUCAGAAAAUGGCUUAAAUGAGGAGCACAUUCUAUCAUUGGCAUUUGACUAUGUGAAGACGAUAAGCUUGCUAAAAAUACCUGUCCAACAACUUUAUUAUAUGAGACAUCUAUCAGUCAAUAUUUUUUCUAUACAUAACAUUAAAGAAGAAAAAAGUCAUGUGUAUAUAUACCAUGAAGGUCAAGGAAGAAAAGGGUCUAAUGAAGUUGCAACUUUUUUAAAUGAUUAUUUGAUCUCAGUUCCAUCAAAGUAUAAUACAUUACGUUUGUUUUGUGACAACUGUAGUGGACAAAAUAAAAAUCAGACCUUAUCACGUUUUUGUUUAUACUUAACUGACAGUGGUAGGUUUGAUAAAGUUAAACAGUUCUUCCCAAUAAGAGGGCAUAGUUUCCUCCCUUGCGAUAGGGACUUUGGUAUAAUUUCAAGUGUUUUAAAGACACAUGACCGUCUUUAUCACAUGCAUCAACUCACCGAGCUUAUUAUUAGCAGCUCCAGAUCACAAAAGUUUACAGUGAAAGAAAUUGUAGAUGCAACUGAAUUUUUUGAUUUUAAAGCUUGGAGUUCGAAACAUUACAAAAAAUCUUGUAUUUCUUCAGAAACCAAGGGUAAAAAUACCUCAAAAGAAAAGAAGGUUCACUUUUCAAUUAGUAACUUGUUUCAUUUUGUAUAUGAGCAUGAUAAAAAAGGCUACAUUAAGGCAUUCACUAAUAUUAAUGGUUUGGUCUGUCAUUUUACUUUUUUUAUGUCCAAACAUAUGGGUACUGUAGCACAGGUGGAUAGUUUAGCUUAUCCAAGUGGCAAAGUUACACUAAAAAAAGCCAAGGUGGAAGACCUUAACAAAUUAAAAGAAUUCAUUCCUGAAGAAUUCAACGAGUUUUAUAACGAGCUGUACUCCUGGCCAACUAAUGAAUGUGAGAUUCUCCCUGAUAGUGACUUUGAGGAAGAAUUAGAUUAAUAUGCUGAGACUUAAUGCUUACUGAUAGCUUUUUUUGUUAUUAAUUCAUAUAUAUAUAUGUAUAAUAUUUAUUACUGGCACAUUAAAAUAAUGUUUUAAAGUACAUAGCUGUAGUUCUUACGGAGUUUUAAUUCGUUUUCCUUCCUGAAAUAUUUGAUUUUUUAAAAGGGCGAAU